AUGGAUUCCCCAGACUUAUCGAGCAUCCGGUCUCAUAAGCUAACCCCAGGUGCACCUUUCACCCAAUACAACUUUUAUUUUGCAUAAUAUCUGGUUGAAAAUCAUACUCAAUGUUAUUGAGUAAAUUAGACAGAAAUAUCAAUAAUUUUCUCUCUCUCAUGGUUUUUGGAGGACAGGCUAAUAGUGCAAUCAUCCUCAUUUUACAUGCCAAAUGGUCAUAUUGCAACUUGCAAGUCUCACUUUCUGGUUUGUGAAUUAAAUUUUCUGUUUGAGAAAUCCACUUUAGUCAAAGUUCUUUACACUUAUUCAUAAUAACCAAAUUGAUACAAAUAUACACCAAAGACAUACUAGCUAGUAGGAACUCAUUCUCGUUCAGCCUUACUGUAAACCAUACUAGAAGAAAAACGAUCCAUGAAUUAUUUGAAUAGAAAAAGGAAAAUCACAGGAGCGACAAGCAACUGAAUUACUGUUCCAGUACAGCGGCCUUUUGUUGAACAGGUGGAUCUUAGUGCUGAUAUUCGGCUCACAAGGGUUAAUUCAAAUUGUGGGUGGUGCGAGUCAAGGGGUGGACGAUGUGUUAUGAUGGACACCAAUUUUGGUGAAGAAAUGUUCUUUUGUGACUAUUUGCCUGCACCGCCUCGCGAUGAUAAAUCCGAGUUUCCGAAAGGCGCAAAGUAUGCCAUAGCUGUGGGAGCUGGGGUACCGAUAAUGUUACUCCUGAUCGUGCUUCUAUGUUGGAUAACAUCUAGCAGGAGGAGAGCCCAACCAGUACUAGAACUAAGCGCUACUGUGGCACCACAACCCAUUGCAUUGGUGGGCCUAGAUGGACCCACGAUAGAAUCCUAUCCCAAAACUACAUUGGGAGAGAGCCGACGUUUGCCCAAGCCCGAUGAUAAAAUUUGCCCAAUAUGUUUGGCUGAGUAUCAGCCCAACGAGACCUUAAGGACCAUUCCUGAAUGCCAACACUCUUUCCAUACAGAUUGCAUAGAUGAAUGGCUUCCAUUAAAUGCUUCUUGUCCAGUUUGCCGCAAAUCCCCCGGGCCCAAUCCAUUAUCCCUUAGUGAAGCUCCUUAAUCAAGUCUCAUUUGAGUGUUAUACUUCAUCUUGUAAUUUACUGAAUGACUACACGAAAUGAACCUUAGUUUAGUGAAUUGAAGUUGGUCUUGUAUAAUGGGGACUCUCGGUUAUUGGGCACUAUAUAUGUACAAUGAGGUGCUCCCUGCCGGUUGUUAGAGAAUAUCUGGUUGAAAGUCAUACUCAAUGUUCUAGUGAAAACUAGACUGAAAUAUCCAUAAUUUUCUCUCUUGUGGUUUUGGAGUACAAACUAGUAGUGCAAUCAACCUCAUU
Messenger RNA from Lycium ferocissimum, 1347 nucleotides. Its product is annotated as putative RING-H2 finger protein ATL69. NCBI's taxonomy places the organism in Eukaryota, Viridiplantae, Streptophyta, Magnoliopsida, Solanales, Solanaceae. Bases 580 to 1074 code for a protein of 164 amino acids. The record is from RefSeq and is a predicted model, not a curated record. The transcript is spliced from 3 exons.